CAUUCUCAUUUUGCAGAGGGUCGUCUCUCUCUGGCUGCCGGUAAAUGCCAGUGGCUGCAUUGCCCUAGAGGUCUGAGGUUUUGGGGGGUGGGAGUGGCUAAAGUCCAGCCCCCCCCACACCGUGAGUGAGACGCUAAGGCUGUCUUCACCACAGUGUUCCCUCACUGGGCUGUGCUGAGGAUGGACACCAGGAUCGCUCGCCUCUGCUGCCUGCUGGCCCUCUGCUCUCCGGGGAGCAGCCAGUGGUGGGGAUUUCUCUGGGGUGGCGGGGAGACCCCCACAGCCCCUGGAAGCACCAUCACAGCAAAUGCGGGUCCUGGCCGGCCAGGGGAGGAGCGCGAGGAGCCGGCCAGUACCGGUGCCACUGCCGGGGAGAUCAGGGAGAGCAGCCUUGCCAGGGAACCGGUUGUUGAGCCCAAGGCUAAGAGGCUUCUUAAACUCUGGAGGAGCGACCGGAAGACUAAGGACAACCUGAACUUGCUGGAGUUGAUAGGAGUGCCCCUCCCCCCCUCUGUCUCCUUCAUUACUGGGUAUGAGGGCUUCCCGGCCUACAGCUUCGGGCCGGACACCAACAUUGGGCGGCUCACCAAGACGUUUGUGCCCGACCCUUUCUAUCAUGACUUCGCCAUCAUCGUCACCGCAAAGCCGAUCACGGACAGAGGGGGUGUGCUGUUCGCCAUCACCGAUGCCCUCCAGAAGAUGGUGUAUCUGGGCGUCGUCCUGACGCCAGUGGAAGACCAGACGCAGAGAAUUGUCCUGUACUACAGCGAGCCGGGGAGCUCCAGCUCCCAGGAUGUGGCGUCUUUCAAGGUGCCGAGCAUGACGGGCCGCUGGAGCCGCUUCACUCUGGCCGUCCAGGGGCACGAGGUGCGGCUCUACAUGGACUGCGAGGACUUCCAUGCCGUGGCCAUGCAGCGGCCCUCACACAGCCUGCGGUUUGAGGCGGGCUCGGGCAUCUUUGUGGCCAACGCUGGUGGGACUGGUCUGGAGAGAUUUGUGGGCUACAUGCAGCAGCUGCUGAUUCGGCCAGACCCCCGAGCGCCAGAGGAGCAGUGUGAGGAGGAUGACCCCUAUGCCUCUGGAGAGGGCAGCUCUGAUGAUGGCCUGGAUGACCGUGAGAUGACAGACGAGGUGGUGAAGAGGGAGAGAAGACCCCCGACUUCACAGAUGGAGGGAAGGCGGAGCUCCCCAGUACAAGCCCCCCCUACGGACAGUCCCAAAGGAGAGGAGCCAGAGGAAUACUCUGGUCAGGUGACCCCCACUAUGGAGCCUGCUGAGGAGAGCUCAGUGUACAGACAGGACCAAACCGAUGAGCUGGGAGAGCCAUACAGGACAGUGGACCCCAGCCGAGGACAGAAGGGAGAACGUGGGGAUCCGGGCCCUCCUGGCCCUCCGGGGCCACCUGGUCUCCCCAGUCCUUCGGUAGAUGGAAACUCUCAAGCCGCUCAGCCGGGUCCCAGAGGCCCCCAGGGGCCCAUGGGACCUCCAGGUCCAGCGGGAAAGCCAGGAAAAGAUGGCCAGCAUGGAGAUCGGGGCAGAGACGGCGACCCUGGUAGCAGGGGUCCUCAGGGAACUCCUGGUUAUCCUGGAGAAACUGGAGCCAAGGGAGAGAAAGGUGACCGCGGAGUCGGCCGGCCCGGACCACCAGGACCACCGGGUCCACCGGGUCCACCUUAUGCAGGCCGGCUCUCGGGUGCCGUGGACGGCUCUGGCUACAGUGACCUUGACAGCGAUUCAGAGCCCAUUCGAGUACCUGUCCCAGUUUACUCUGUCUCAUGGGGGGGUUUCCAGGGCUCUCCUGGUCUCAGUGGGAUGCCUGGGCCACCAGGGGUCAAAGGAGAGAAGGGCGAGCAGGGUGCUGUUGGACAAGCUGGACCAAAGGGUGAACAAGGCAACCCAGGGGUGGUUGGACCCCCAGGGCCAGUAGGCCCUCAGGGGCCAGUGGGUCUCCCUGGACGUGAGGGGCCCCCCGGGCCCCCGGGGCCCCCAGGACAUCCAGCUUGGGUCCCAGUCUCAGACCCAGAGGACCUGGACGGGUCCGGAACCUCGCCUGUCUUUGCGAGUCACAGAGGCACUCUGGGCGUUCCCGGUCUGCCUGGCCCUCCUGGACCUCAGGGCCAGAACGGAGCUCCCGGGCCUCCCGGCACUGCAGUGAAGGGUGACCAUGGCCCCCCAGGCCCCGACGGCCCCCCCGGCCUAGCAGGCCUGCCUGGACCCAUGGGACCGGCUGGGAAGAAGGGCGAUCCAGGGCCAAAGGGAGAGCCGGGCCAGAAUGGGAGCAGCAUCGUGGGGGCCCCGGGGCCCCCCGGACCCCCUGGACCAGCUGUUAACCUGCAGGAUGGCCCCGAAGGCGUGCCCGGACGCCCCGGAUUUCCCGGGCCAAGGGGCCCGAAGGGGGACAUCGGAGUGCCGGGUCUCCAGGGGCCUCUGGGACUAAAGGGCGAGAAGGGUGAGCCGGGCACAGUCAUCGCCGCAGACGGGUCCCUGGUGUCCGGGCUGCGGGGUCCCCAGGGCCCCAAAGGGGUUAAGGGUGACCACGGCACGCCUGGAGCUCCUGGAUUUGUGGGGCCAGUAGGACCUCAAGGACCAAAAGGAGAAUACGGCUUUCCUGGGCGUCCAGGUCGACAUGGGGCUGUGGGCCAGAAGGGUGAGAAAGGAGACUCCGCAGGUCUGCCGGGUCCUCCGGGACCUCCGGGUCGACCGGGAAUCCCAGGACGCGUCAUUGGCCUGAACGGGACAGUCUUUCCGGUUCCUCCGCGACCUCACUGCAAAACACCAGUGAGCGGUAAUCGGGACGCCCCACAAGGCUCGUCUGUGGGACGGGACAGGAGGAAGGAGGCUAUGGGGGCCAAAGGAGAGAAGGGGGAGCCAGGACCUGCGGGGGAGCCUGGAUCGCCAGCUCCCGUACUUCCUGACAACUUCCUGGGGAACAAGGGAGACAGAGGCUACAAAGGGGAGAAGGGGCAGAGGGGAGACGCGGGGGUCCUGGGCGUCCCCGGGCUGCCCGGCAGGUCGGGCCUGGUGGGCCCCAAAGGAGAAUCUGUGAUUGGUCCCCCAGGUCAUCCUGGCAUCCCAGGGCCAGCGGGACCCCCAGGGUAUGGACAUCCAGGACUGCGUGGCCCCCCCGGUCCUCCGGGGCCCCCUGGGGCCCCCGGGCCUCUUUCCCUGUAUGGCUCAGCUGUCCCUAUUCCGGGGCCUCCAGGCCCUCCUGGACUUCCGGGGUCGCCCGGACAUGGAAACCCGGUUACGACAUACAGAGACGGUGACACUCUGGUACGGGAGAUGUACCGCAUGGCGGAAGGCACCAUGGCCUAUGUGUUGGACAAGGGCGAGCUCUACAUCCGUGUGAGAGAGGGCUGGAAGAAGGUCCAGCUUGGAGAGCUGAUCCCCAUCCCAGCUGAUAGCCCAUCGUCAGCCUUGUUCCAGGAGCUGAAAUGGGGAGAGGUGGAGCCAAAGAAACCCAACAUCCUGAGCCAGGAGUUCCAGGACCUGCCAGGCUACAGCACCCUACCGAGCGUGUAUCACAGAGCCCCCGGUCUCCACCUGGUGGCCCUGAACGCCCCGUUCUCAGGUGACAUGCGUGGCAUCCGGGGGGCCGACUUCCAGUGCUACCAGCAGGCCCGCGCCAUGGGGCUGGUGUCCACCUACAGAGCCUUCUUGUCAUCACACCUGCAAGAUCUCAUCACCAUUGUAAAGAAGGGCGAUCGUGACACCGUGCCAGUCGUUAACCUCAAGGCUGCCGUGCUGCUCAGAAAACCAGACACGGACCGCGUGGCACUGAGGGAGCAAGGGGUCGUCAAUAAGCUACUGACGGGACUCUGCCAAAGCGAAGCGUGA
This is a messenger RNA of Paramormyrops kingsleyae, 3837 nucleotides long. The record is from RefSeq and is a predicted model, not a curated record. Lineage: Eukaryota; Metazoa; Chordata; Actinopteri; Osteoglossiformes; Mormyridae.